Molecule: messenger RNA, 1368 nt
Organism: Chanos chanos (milkfish)
Lineage: Eukaryota; Metazoa; Chordata; Actinopteri; Gonorynchiformes; Chanidae
Gene: traip
Product: TRAF-interacting protein
Exons: 15
Coding region: 1-1368 (455 amino acids)
Biological process (GO): protein ubiquitination; replication fork processing
Cellular component (GO): site of DNA damage; nucleus
Molecular function (GO): ubiquitin protein ligase activity
Source: RefSeq, a predicted model, not a curated record
AUGCCCAUUCGAGCUUACUGUACCAUUUGCUCGGAUUUCUUCGACAACUCAAGAGAUGUGGCUGCAAUUCAUUGUGGUCACACUUUUCAUUAUGCAUGCCUUCUCCAGUGGUUCCAGUCUGCCCCAAACAAAACUUGUCCACAGUGUAGAAAACAGGUCAGCACGAGACAUAUCAUCAGUAAGCUGUUCUUUGAUAUUGCAGCAGAAGAUGAGGGAUCUGCAUUGGACCCUGAAAGCUUGCAGAAUGAGGUAGACAGACUUAAGGCAGUUUUAAAUGGCAAAGAGAGAGACUGGCGGGACAAACAGAAAGUUGUUGAAUCCCUAAAAGACACAAUCGAGAAGCAGAAAGUGGACCUGGACAAACUAAGAAAGGAAAUCGGAGAAAAAGAGAUGCUUUGUUCUGCUCUUAGGAAACAGAUGAAAUACUUGGAGAGUCAGCAGAAUGAGACACAGGCGGCCAAAGAGGAGGCAAGACGCCUCAGGAUCAAGAUGAAAACCUACGAGAGUUUGGAUGUAGUGCUACAGGGCCAGAGAGCAGAGGUGGAGGCCAUGAUCACAGAUAUGGGAGUGGGCCAGUCUGCUGUGGAGCAGCUGUCCAUAUACUGCAUCUCUCUCAAAAAAGAAUAUGACACCUUGAAAGGGAAUCUCAAAUCCUCGAAUGAAAUGUGUGAGAAGCUGAAAAGGGAAGUGCUCUCCUCCAAUAAUAAGUUACAGAAAGUCACGCUAGAGAUGAACAAGACCAAAGAGGAUAUGAAGGCGGUCCAGAACGACUUGACAAAUGCAGACAAAGAGAUCAUGAGCCUUAAGAAGAAAGUGGAAAUCCUUCAGAAGACCCUGAGUACCCCAACACGGACCAAUGAGGCCAUCAGCAGGCUGAUCUUUGAGAGCCCUGCUCCUAUGGAGCUGAAGCCUCCCCGUCUUCACCCGCCUACCGACAGUCAGGACAUUGAUCUCAAUAUAACGUUUGACGUCAGUACGCCGGACCACGUGGAGAAGAAAACAGCCCUCGUCCCGAAUAAGAAGAUGCGUCUGGACCCCUCAGUAGCAACAACAAAAAACUCUGAAAAUGCGUUUGGAAACAAGAACUCCCAUGUCAAAGAGGAGGAUGUCUCUCUGGAACCACUGUUCCGGAACUCUCUGCUCUUUAGGAAGAAGACUUUUGGAAGCAUGUUAGAUCCUCAGAGCAGCAGACCUGGAGCUGUAAGAACUGGCUACGAUGGACUGGGAGGAAGGACCAAAUUUUUCCAGCCUUCUCCACUGUCUGAGAUUCGGCCGUUGGUGGUGAAGGCAAAGAGAAAGAAGGUAUCGCGGCCCGCGGGGGGAAAGUUUCCCACCAGUCUGCCCACACUAGAUGCUUUCCUGGAAUGA